AUGACUGGCGGAAAGUCCGGAGGCAAGGCCAGCGGCUCCAAGUCCAGCGCCCAAUCUCGUUCAUCCAAGGCCGGUCUCGCUUUCCCCGUCGGUCGUGUCCACCGUCUCCUCCGCAAGGGCAACUACGCCCAGCGUGUCGGUGCUGGUGCUCCCGUCUACCUCGCUGCCGUCCUUGAGUACCUCGCUGCUGAGAUUCUCGAGUUGGCCGGUAACGCUGCCCGCGACAACAAGAAGACCCGUAUCAUCCCCCGCCAUCUCCAGCUCGCCAUCAGGAACGAUGAGGAGUUGAACAAGCUUCUCGGACACGUUACCAUCGCACAGGGUGGUGUCCUCCCCAACAUUCACCAAAACCUUCUGCCCAAGAAGACUGCCAAGCCUGGCAAGGGUCCUUCGCAGGAGCUCUAA
Messenger RNA from Bipolaris victoriae FI3, 405 nucleotides. RefSeq lists its product as hypothetical. Gene Ontology annotation, cellular component: nucleosome. The record is from RefSeq and is a predicted model, not a curated record. The transcript has 3 exons. Gene Ontology annotation, molecular function: structural constituent of chromatin; DNA binding; protein heterodimerization activity. Bases 1 to 405 code for a protein of 134 amino acids. NCBI's taxonomy places the organism in Eukaryota, Fungi, Ascomycota, Dothideomycetes, Pleosporales, Pleosporaceae.